AUGAGGGAGAUUGAAAGACGGCAAGAACUGGAGAGAAGAUUAGAAGAAGAGAAGAAGAGAGAAGAGUAUAAAGAUCUCACCGAACUUGUUAAUAAGGUGCUACCAGAUUCUAUUGCAUCUAAACUUCGUCCUAAAGGCUCAAGACUAGCACAUCUCUAUGGCCUUCCCAAGACUCAUAAGMCUACUCUGUGUAUGCGUCCUAUCUUGUCUGCAACCAAUACAUAUAACUAUCCUUUGGCUAAAUGGCUUGAAGAGAAACUUAAACCAUUAUCUACAAAUCAAUAUACUGUCAACGAUGCAUUUACGUGUGCAGAAGAAUUACGAUCCCUCUCUGUUAAUGAUGAUGAUGUUUUGGUAUCGUACGAUGUGUCAGCAUUGUUUACGAAUGUCCCACUUGAGGAAACAAUUGAUAUCAUUGUUGACAAAGCAUUUACGGAUGACUGGUUCAAUACAACCUACAACCUUAAUAUUCAAAGGCAUGAUUUGAAAAAGCUUCUACAGAUGUCAACUUCAAGACAGCUUUUCCAGUUCAAUGGUCAGCUUUAUGAGCAAAUAGACGGUGUUGCGAUGGGGUCUCCCCUUGGUCCGUUAAUGGCUAAUGUCUGCAUGUGUCAUCUAGAAGAAAAACUAACAUCUGACAUGGGUGAUUCUUUCCCAUCUCUUUACAGGAGAUAUGUGGAUGAAAAAACAUGA
Molecule: messenger RNA, 693 nt
Organism: Exaiptasia diaphana
Lineage: Eukaryota; Metazoa; Cnidaria; Anthozoa; Actiniaria; Aiptasiidae
Exons: 2
Coding region: 1-693 (230 amino acids)
Source: RefSeq, a predicted model, not a curated record